AAGAAAGAUAAAUGGAAUUAAUUCUUCACUUUGAUUAAUAAUAUAGAGUCAGUGAGAUUUUAUAUUUAGAAUGGCGCCAACUACCAAAAGUACGGGGAAAAAUAUUGAAGCUGAAACAGCUUUACAAGCUGUAGUUCUAGCCGACAGCUUUAACGAGCGCUUUCGUCCGAUAACUCUUGAUAUGCCGCGAUGUUUAUUACCUCUUUGCAACACACCUUUAAUUGAAUAUACAUUAGAAUGUCUUGCUGUUGCCGGUGUACAAGAGGUUUAUAUUCUUUGUAGAGCACAUUCAGAAAAAAUUAAGAAUUAUAUAAGCACAUCAAAAUGGAAUCGAUCACAUUCACCAUUUAAAAUAAUUCCCAUUGUUACGCCCGAAGCACGUUCAAUUGGAGAUGUUUUAAGAGAAUUAGACGCAAAACAGUUGAUUAGUUCAGAUUUUAUUCUUAUUAGCGGUGAUGUUGUAUCAAACAUUCAUUUAGACAAAAUUUUAGAUGCACAUAGAACUCGAAAAAAUAUUGACAAAAAUCUAAUCAUGACAAUGGUUGUGAAAGAAGCCAGUCCUUUUCAUAGAACUAGAUCCUUAGGAGAAUCGUCAAUUUUUGUUCUUGAUGGGAAAACCCAAGAAUGUGUUCAUUAUGAAUCUGCGGAAUUAUACCCACACAAAAGGAAUAUGAUUAUGGAUAUGGAGGUAUUCGAAAAACAUUCUAACGUUCAAAUACGUAAUGAUUUUGUCGAUUGUCAAAUUGAUAUUUGUUCCAUCGAGGUCCUAGCAUUAUUUACCGAAAAUUUUGAUUAUCAAGAUAUCCGGAAGGAUUUCGUUUACGGUAUUUUGACAUCAGAUCUUUUGGGUAAGACAAUAUAUUGUCAUAUCGUAAAGGACGCAUAUGCUGCAAGAGUUCGUGAUUUACAAACAUACGAUGCUAUUAGUAAAGAUGUUUUAUCCCGCUGGACCUAUCCUAUUGUUCCUGAUAGUAAUUUACAAGAGGGAGAUAGCUAUGAAUAUAUGCGUGGACAAAUUUAUAAAGAACAAAAUGUAUCGCUUUCAAGAUCUUGCGUUUUAGGCGAAAAGGUUAUAAUUGGUUCCGGUACUGAAAUUGCAGAAAAUGUAAAGAUAACUAACUCUGUAAUUGGACGAAGAGUUAAUAUAGGUCCGAAUGUUAAAAUAGAUGGAGCAUACAUCUGGGAUAAUGUAACCAUAAACGCAAAUUGCUCAAUAUCGCGGUCGAUUUUAGCGAAUAACGUUGUAUUAGAAGAAAAUGUAAUUGUCAACAAGGGAUGUUUACUCUCUUACAAUGUAAUUAUUGGACCUAAGAUUACUCUGCCUUCGUACACCAAAUUGACCAGGCAUAAACAAAAUUUAGAUUAUGAUGAUUAUGAUACGAAAGAUAAAGAAGAUAAAGAGAUAAACCAACUUUUACACGCUCAAAAUAUAAAAUUAGUGAAGGAUAAUCAGAAAGAUGAUUCUUAUGAUAUUAAAUUAAUUGGAGAAAAUGGAAAAGGUCAUAUAUGGAACGAUGAAACGUCCGAUGUAGAAGAUGAUGAUGAAGCAAAAAAUAUAAAAGUUACAACUCUCGCAUAUGAUUUGUCCAACUUAUCAUUUACUGACGACGAGUCGACAGCAUCUGUAAUAAGUGAAGGAUCUUCCGAUGAGGAAAGUGAUUCUGACGAACCAUCUAAUUUAGAAAUUUUCUCGAAGGAAGUUGCACAAACGGUCGAACGUGCAUUUUCGGAAGGUCAUACUAUAGAAAUAGCAUCUUUAGAACUGAAUACUUUGCGUAUGGCUUCAAAUACUUCAUUUCGUGAUACUCGAAUUGUAGUAAUACCAUCAAUAUUGAAUCAAAUUAAUACUGAUAAAUUAUUGGCUAGCACUAAAGACGUAUUGACUCGCUGGGGACCGCUCAUUGGAAAAUUAGUCCAUUCUAAGGAUGAUCAAACUGAUGCUUUAUUUACAUUACAAAAAUAUUGUGCAAAGACGGAUAUAAAUAGCAAAAUAUUUGCACCGUCACUUCGAACAUUGUACGAAAUAGAUGUAAUAGAAGAAGACGCAAUUUUAGAAUGGUAUUAUGAUGAACGUUCUAAGGGAGGAGUGGGAAAACCAGAAAUUUAUUCGAAAAUACAUGAUGUGGUAUAUUUCGAUUCAACACUAUUAAUAUUAGCAUUAUAAGACUUUUUAUUUUUAUUAACAACUUCUAUUUUUAGAUUGCACCUUUUGUCAAAUGGCUUGAAGAAGCUG
This is a messenger RNA of Rhizophagus irregularis DAOM 181602=DAOM 197198, 2233 nucleotides long. NCBI's taxonomy places the organism in Eukaryota, Fungi, Glomeromycota, Glomeromycetes, Glomerales, Glomeraceae. The record is from RefSeq and is a predicted model, not a curated record.